UAUCGGUCAAUAGCAGAGAGAGCAGAUUUAAGAGAUAGUCAUCGUCGUUCUCGUUCUCGUUCGGCCAACAUUUCACUCGGCGAAGAAGCCGGUUUCGAUCUAGGGUUCUCUCUCUCUGUGUCGCUUUUGUCCGUGGGCGGAGGAGCUCGAGCUCGGUCGUGUUCUCUCGAUCAUGGAGGGAGGAGGAGUCGAUCACUUGGCUGAAGAGAGGCAGAAGUCGCGGUUCGAUGUGGACGAGAUGAAGAUCGUCUGGGCCGGUUCCCGCCACGCCUUCGAGGUCUCCGAUCGCGUGGCCCGCCUCGUCGCCAGCGAUCCGGCCUUUCGGAAGGACAACAGAAAUUUGCUGAGCAGGAAAGAGCUUUUCAAAAAUACUCUCAGAAAAGCUGCCUAUGCUUGGAAGCGCAUUAUGGAGCUUCGACUUACUGAGGAAGAGGCGGCGAAGUUGAGGUUCUUUAUUGAUGAACCUGCUUAUACAGAUCUUCAUUGGGGAAUGUUCGUUCCUGCCAUUAAAGGACAAGGAACCGAGGAGCAGCAACAGAAGUGGUUGCCAUUGGCAUAUAAGAUGCAAAUAAUCGGAUGCUAUGCACAGACUGAACUUGGCCAUGGCUCAAAUGUCCAAGGUCUUGAAACUACUGCUACGUUUGAUCCCCAGACAGAUGAGUUCAUCAUUAAUAGUCCCACGCUAACUUCUAGCAAGUGGUGGCCUGGCGGACUUGGUAAAGUUUCCACACAUGCUGUUGCUUAUGCACGACUUAUUGUUAAUGGUCAGGACCAUGGAGUGCAUGGUUUUAUUGUCCAGCUUCGGAGCUUGGAUGACCAUAUGCCUCUUCCUGGAAUAACUGUCGGUGAUAUUGGCAUGAAAUUUGGAAGUGGAGCUUAUAACACCAUGGACAAUGGAGUCCUUAGAUUUGAUCAUGUGCGAAUUCCAAGAAAUCAAAUGCUAAUGAGGGUUCUGCAGGUUACAAGGGAAGGGAAGGUUGUGCAAUCUGAUGUGCCACGACAGCUGAUUUAUGGGACAAUGGUGUAUGUCCGCCAAACUAUAGUAUCGGAUGCUUCCUCUGCUUUGUCACGGGCAGUUUGUAUUGCUACAAGAUAUAGUGCUGUUCGUAGACAAUUUGGGUCACAAAAAGGUGGUCCUGAGACCCAGGUGAUUGACUAUAAAACUCAGCAAAGCAGACUUUUCCCCUUGUUGGCUUCUGCCUAUGCUUUCCGAUUUGUUGGUGAAUGGUUGAAAUGGCUAUAUACGGAUGUGACUCAACGGUUGCAAGCAAAUGAUUUUUCAACAUUGCCAGAGGCUCAUGCGUGCACUGCUGGUUUGAAAUCUUUGACAACCUCCGCAACUGCUGAUGCAAUUGAAGAAUGUAGAAAACUAUGUGGUGGUCAUGGUUACCUGACUAGCAGUGGUCUUCCUGAGCUAUUUGCAGUUUAUAUUCCUGCCUGUACGUACGAAGGAGACAAUACCGUUCUGCUUUUACAGGUUGCAAGGUUUCUUAUGAAGACCGUUUCUCAGUUGGGCUCUGGAAAACAGCCUGUUGGCUCAACAGCAUACAUGAGCCGGGCGGAACAUCUCAUGCAAUGCCGUUGCAGUGCUCAAAGAGUUGAGGAUUGGUUGAAGCCCGAUGUAGUUUUGGAGGCAUUUGAAGCAAGAGCCUUGAGGAUGUCAGUUGCCUGUGCGCAGAAUCUCAGCAAAUUCUCAAAUCCAGAGGAAGGUUUUGCGGAGCUGUCUGCUGAUUUGGCUGAGGCAGCAAUUGCUCAUUGCCAAUUGAUUGUUGUUUCCAAAUUCGUUGAGAAAUUACAGCAAGAUAUACCUGGACAGGGGGUAAAGCAACAAUUGCAGACACUUUGCUUCGUUUAUUCGCUGCAUCUUCUCCACAAGCAUCAGGGAGAUUUUCUGUCCACCGGUUGCAUCACUCCAAAACAAGCUUCCUUGGCCAAUGAACAGCUCAGAUCUCUUUAUUCUCAGGUUCGCCCUAAUGCAAUUGCGCUUGUCGACGCAUUUAACUACACCGACCACUACCUGGGCUCUGUUCUUGGCCGCUACGAUGGGAAUGUGUAUCCAACGCUGUACGAGGACGCGUGGAAGGAUCCUCUGAACGACUCUGUUGUGCCCGAUGGCUAUCACGAGUACCUCCGCCCUGUGCUAAAACAACAGCUUCGCAAUGCAAGACUCUAAAGAACAUGGUUCUCGGGUCCGACCGCACCCCCUCGUAAUGUUUUGUUAAUUAUGUGGUUUAAGCCAAUAAAUUCAGCUGCAACGAGUGCCAAGAAGGUGGUAAGACUUGGUAUUUAAGCAAAGCUUCUGUAGCAGGAGUAAUCAAUUAUAGUUGACAAGGAUGACAGAGUAGCGACCGAUAAUUUGGGACAAUAAGAUAUCUGUACUCGUAUAUUCUUUCUCUAGCAUGACUUGGGAUUACUAAUUAAGUUUCAAGAAGAGUAAUCCUCAGUA
This is a messenger RNA of Rhodamnia argentea, 2446 nucleotides long. RefSeq names its product peroxisomal acyl-coenzyme A oxidase 1. The record is from RefSeq and is a predicted model, not a curated record. Gene Ontology annotation, molecular function: acyl-CoA oxidase activity; FAD binding; fatty acid binding. Lineage: Eukaryota; Viridiplantae; Streptophyta; Magnoliopsida; Myrtales; Myrtaceae. Gene Ontology annotation, biological process: long-chain fatty acid metabolic process; fatty acid beta-oxidation using acyl-CoA oxidase; lipid homeostasis. The transcript is spliced from 14 exons. Gene Ontology annotation, cellular component: peroxisome. Bases 173 to 2173 code for a protein of 666 amino acids.